GCUGCCGAUAAGAGCCCGCAGGAGGCAGAAAGCCAGGCGCUCGCCCUCCGCCCAGCUGCUCCGCACGCACCAGGGACGCCAGCCACAACUGAGGCUGCUCCACAGAAGCUCACACCACUCAGUGCCAUAGUCAGCGAUGGCCGCUCCCACCGUGGUGACCCUGCAGCCCCAGUAUGUGGUGGCUGGGCCCAGCGUGUCCAGGGCCAUGUGGCAGACGGGUCUGAUGGACUGCUGCACCGACUGCGGUGUCUGCUGCUGUGGGAUGUUCUGCUUCCCCUGCCUGGGCUGCCAGGUGGCCGGGGACAUGAACGAGUGCUGCCUCUGCGGGACCAGCGUGGCCCUGAGGACUCUCUACCGCACCCGAUACAACAUCCCGGGCUCCAUUUGCUCUGACUACUGCAUCACCCUCUGGUGUCCCGUGUGCUCUGUGUGCCAGAUCAAAAGGGACAUCAACAAGAGGAAAGAGCUGGGCAUCUUCUGGUCAGCGCCCCCCUUCUCCCUGCACCAUGGAGGCAUUGUGCAUGUCCAUGGCCCGAGCGGGACAAGCGUGUGGCCGCAGCAGGCUGCUGGCAGCCCGUCCUCACCUCCCGUCCCUUCGCUUACAGAUGCCAUGGAGACCAUGCCGCCCGCUCCCCACAGGAAGGUGGCUGCGGACUGCCCAUGA
Cygnus atratus (black swan) is the source of this 664-nucleotide messenger RNA. Its product is annotated as placenta-specific gene 8 protein-like. The transcript has 4 exons. Gene Ontology annotation, biological process: positive regulation of transcription by RNA polymerase II. The record is from RefSeq and is a predicted model, not a curated record. Bases 137 to 664 code for a protein of 175 amino acids. Lineage: Eukaryota; Metazoa; Chordata; Aves; Anseriformes; Anatidae.